Oncorhynchus gorbuscha (pink salmon) is the source of this 1704-nucleotide messenger RNA. Its product is annotated as dentin sialophosphoprotein-like. Gene Ontology annotation, cellular component: nucleus; cytoplasm. Gene Ontology annotation, molecular function: collagen binding. NCBI's taxonomy places the organism in Eukaryota, Metazoa, Chordata, Actinopteri, Salmoniformes, Salmonidae. The record is from RefSeq and is a predicted model, not a curated record. Gene Ontology annotation, biological process: dentinogenesis; odontoblast differentiation.
AUGGACAUUCUGGAUCAGAUGAUCCCUCCACAACUCAACCCUCAGGUCCCUGUACUACCACUGUUGCCAGGGAACCAGGUAGACCACACCCCCUCCUGGAACUCCUCCUCCUCACCUCAACAGGUCUCUGACCUACCACAGUUGCCAGGGAACCAGACCACGAGUUCCUCUGAGUCCCAGAGCUCUGACCAGAGCCACUCAUCAGAGAGUAGCAGUGACUCCCGUAGCAGCAGCAGCAGUAGCAGUGACUCCCGUAGCAGCAGCAGUAGUAGCAGUGACUCCCGUAGCAGCAGCAGCAGUAGCAGUGACUCCCGUAGCAGCAGUAGUAGUAGCAGUGACUCCCGUAGCAACAGCAGCAGUAGCAGUGACUCCCAUAGCAGCAGCAGUAGUAGCAGUGACUCCCGUAGCAGCAGUAGUAGUAGCAGUGACUCCCGUAGCAGAAGCAGCAGUAGCAGUGACUCCCGUAGCAGCAGCAGCAGUAGCAGUGACUCCCGUAGCAGCAGCAGCAGUAGCAGUGACUCCCGUAGCAGCAGUAGUAGUAGCAGUGACUCCCGUAGCAACAGCAGCAGUAGCAGUGACUCCCAUAGCAGCAGCAGCAGUAGCAGUGACUCCCGUAGCAACAGCAGCAGUAGCAGUGACUCCCGUAGCAGCAGCAGCAGCAGUGACUCCCGUAGCAGCAGCAGCAGUAGCAGUGACUCCCGUAGCAGCAGCAGCAGUAGCAGUGACUCCCGUAGCAGCAGCAGCAGUAGCAGUGACUCCCGUAGCAGCAGCAGCAGUAGCAGUGACUCCCGCAGCAGCAGCAGCAGUAGCAGUGACUCCCGUAGCAGUAGUAACCCGACAGAUCACAAUGACUCCUCCAAAUCAAGUGAUUCUGUUGACUCUAACACCUCUAGUGAUUCAAGCGAUUCCUCCAAGUCAAGUGACUCUAGCGAUUCAAGUGAUUCCAGCGACUCAAGUGAUUCCAGCGACUCAAGUGAUUCCAGCGACUCAAGUGAUUCCAGCGACUCAAGUGAUUCAAGUGACUCUAGCGACUCUAGCGACUCUGACUCUAGCGAUUCAAGCGACUCUAGCGACUCUAGCGAUUCUAGCGACUCAAGUGACUCUAGCGAUUCUAGCGACUCAAGUGACUCUAGCGAUUCUAGCGACUCAAGUGACUCUAGCGAUUCUAGCAACUCAAGCGAUUCUAGUGAUUCUAGCGACUCUAGCGACUCAAGUGAUUCUAGCGACUCAAGUGAUUCUAGCGACUCAAGUGAUUCUAGCGACUCUAGCGACUCAAGUGACUCUAGUGAUUCAAGUGACUCUAGUGAUUCAAGUGAUUCUAGCGACUCAAGUGAUUCUAGUGACUCAAGUGAUUCUAGCGACUCUAGCGACUCUAGUGAUUCAAGUGACUCUAGUGACUCUAGCGACUCAAGUGACUCUAGUGAUUCAAGUGACUCUAGUGAUUCAAGUGACUCUAGUGAUUCAAGUGAUUCUGGCAAUACAAGUGAGUCAAGCAACUCUAGUGAUUCUAAGUGAUUCUAAAACUUAAAGUGAAUCAAUCUCCACAGACAAAUAACGGCAGUGACUCUAGUACCAGCUCGGCAGCGAGAGACAGAGAGGAGAGAGAGACAACAAGACAGAGAAAGACAGAGAGAGAGAGAGAGAGAGAGAGAGAGAGAGAGAGAGAGAGACAGAGAGAGAGAGACAGAGAGAGAGAGAGAGAGA